Messenger RNA from Plasmopara halstedii, 2955 nucleotides. RefSeq names its product camp-specific 3-cyclic. Bases 1 to 2955 code for a protein of 984 amino acids. Lineage: Eukaryota; Oomycota; Peronosporomycetes; Peronosporales; Peronosporaceae. Gene Ontology annotation, molecular function: 3',5'-cyclic-nucleotide phosphodiesterase activity. Gene Ontology annotation, biological process: signal transduction. The transcript has 4 exons. The record is from RefSeq and is a predicted model, not a curated record.
AUGACAUCCAGUACGAAUGAUGGUAUAGUAAGGAGAAUUGGUUGUCUUGGCUCUCACCUUGAUGGCUUUCAAGUACAAAUUAUUUGGGUUACGACCUCCUCGCGUUUUCGACCGUUUCCACAAUUGCUGAAUACAGAGCCUACCGAGCUCAUGGGUUACGACAUUGCAAAGUACCCGCAGAGAAUAGCUGCAGAGCCAGUGUUACGUACCGCGUCCGUCACGACGCGUCGUGUGAAAAUUCCGGUUGUUUUAAAGGAAGACGAGCGCUCGGCGCCCGAUAAUGUGGCGCCAGGAGCUCAGAAGUCAUCUCUUUUUCGUGGAAAGUCUUUUGAUAUGAAGGAGGGAACUCUUGGUGGUGGUCUAACCUUAUUCACCACACACUCCGCUGGAAAGGAUGAUACAAACUUUCUUCAGGGAUGUCAUCACGGCUCUGAGGCUAUUCGGACAGUUUUAAAUCAGGAUCGUGCUAAUCAGCGAAUUUCACGUAUAUAUCCACACACCGAUGCUACGUUUGUAGUCCAGACAAAGAAAACUCCUGUUGAAGUCCGUUAUCAUCCUAUCACAAGCACAUUUAUGAAUGAACCACGACUCGAACAACUGUAUCAAGUUACUUUUGCGCGUGAAAAUUCUGCAAGGGCAUCACGAGUGUCGAUGAUCUUUUUUCUCAUGUACCUAGCAUUCACAGGGUCCAAUUUGUCUAAUCUAAUUUCAAAAGACGCAAACGUUCGAUCCCAGAGUUCUCAGUAUUUUCUACUGGUUUUUACACCCAUUUUACCCAUUCCAGUGCUCAUUUACAUAAGCCGAAGACGAGCAUACGAAAUCUACUUUCAACGAAUUUAUACGCUCGUAUUACUAUGUUGGAGCUUUUCUAUUAUUGCAGGUGGUAUGUUUUCAAUGCUUACGGAAUGGUACAGCUAUGUCUCUAAGAACGUUGAUGUAAUUUUGGACGAGCUCGAAAUUGGUGCUGGUGACGACGCACAUAUUUUCUACGUUAAUAGCACGAUGCGUUCGGAUUGGCAACUAAAGCCAAUCGCAGGUACUCGUGCAGAGGUGUUACAAGCAUUUACUAAGGAGAUCCUCCUUCCAGCAGCUACUAUGAACAUUAAUCUUCUUCGACUAAUCAUGAUCUCGGUAUUUGUACCACUCUUACGAAUUGAUACACUUCAUUUCGCAGUAGUUGGUGUGAUCACAAGUGUCUCUUAUAUGACUCUGACGCUCAUUUUUUAUCCUGUCACCAACUCUAUGCAGUUUAUUUUGAAUCGAAUCUUAGUCAUUUGUUUCCCGAUGGUAUUCACUUUUGUUAUGUUGCUGCGUAACCGAGAUGUCGAUCGAGUAAUGCGUCAAGACUUUUUACAUGUUUGGGCGGUGGAACUAGAGGCCGAGAAAGCCACUCGAGAAAAAAAUAUAAUCGCAGAGGAAAACAGAACUUUGAAACUAGAGUUGGCUCAACGUGAUGGUCAUUUUAAUCUUGAUUUGACCUCACCACUUCAUGCGUUACUUGCAGAGUUAACUUCAUUUCUUAAUACGGUUGACUUGAGUGACGAGGAUGCUCAGCGUGGCAUGGCGAUUGUUCGUAAUCUUGCAUGUUUAGAUCAAAAUCUUUUUGUGCCUGACAUCAGUGCACAAAUGAAGUCUGAGAAGGAGGUGGAUAAUGACACAAAAAAUUGGGCCUUGUCAGUGCUGGCACGCAAGGAUUACGCCGAUACAAGUCGCUCUGGAGUUGCCAUGUCACACAGCUCUCAUUCUAAUUCGAGAAGUCAUCGAGGUGGCUUAAGUAUGGGAGCUGGUGGUGUUGCAGGCCUGACGGUCAUAGCCCCAUUACCAGACAUGCCAACGUGGGAAGAACAAACACUUUCGCGAGUGAAGCAAUGCAUUCAACAAGAUGGUUGGGAUCUGGACACUUUACAAAUUGCCGAUCAAACUGGCAAUAGACCACUCAUGUAUGUGACUGCAGCGUUGUUUGAGCUCCAUGGACUGCAUGAAGAAUUUCGGGUUGACCGUAUAGUAUUGCGAAAUUUUUUAUAUAUACUAGACGAUGGCUAUCUUGCCAAUCCAUACCACAACAGCAGUCACGCUGCUGACGUUGUGAACUCGGUGAAUUUUCUCAUCACAACAUUAGCAGAUGGACAAAUUCGAGAUACAUUGACAAAUCUCGAGUUUUACGCAGCACUUGUAGCUGCUGCGAUUCACGAUUUUCGUCACCCGGGAAAGUCCAAUAAUUACUUGAUUAAAGCAAAACAUGAUUUGGCUCUGCAAUACAAUGACCGCAGUAUUCUCGAGAGUAUGCACCUUGCAGAAACGUUCUUUAUUAUGCGCAACCCGCUCUGCGAUAUAUUUGGCCGUUUGAAGGAUAAACCGUACCGAGAAAUACGCAAGGCGAUCAUAGAGAUGGUGCUAAGCACUGACUUAUCCAUGCAUCUACAACUAGUAGGAAAUCUUAAAGCUUUGUUGCUACAAGAAGCUACUGCAAUUUCAGGAAAUACCACAAAUAGUGGGGCAGCUUUGGGGGGUCUUGUAUCCGCUCCAAAAUUCGUGACAGAUCCGAUGAUAAUAAUGAAAGUUGUCAUCAAGUGCGCUGACAUUGGUCACGCUGCUAAGAUGCGCAAGCUGCACGUUGUCUGGUCAGCGCUUAUUAUUGAAGAGUUUUUUUUACAGGGCGACAAUGAGCGUGCAAUCCAAUCGGAUAUCUCGCCAUUUAUGGAUCGAAAUUCGGAAAACAGUGCAAAGAAUCAAGUUGGAUUUUUUGAGUUUAUAGUUCUACCUUUUUACGAUACAGUUGCUCAAGUGAUUUUCGCACCAGAGUUUAGCGCUAUACAGAAUACUGCAGCUCAAAAUUAUACUUUAUGGAAAGAGGCCGAUCGGAGACAACUCACGUCUAUUGUAGCUAUCAAGAAUGAAGUUUUUAUGAAUGACAAGGUUCAGGUACUGGAAUGUUGUCAGGAUAUACUUCACUGA